Limanda limanda (common dab) is the source of this 1706-nucleotide messenger RNA. RefSeq names its product protein disulfide-isomerase TMX3-like. The record is from RefSeq and is a predicted model, not a curated record. Gene Ontology annotation, cellular component: endoplasmic reticulum. Lineage: Eukaryota; Metazoa; Chordata; Actinopteri; Pleuronectiformes; Pleuronectidae. Bases 400 to 1656 code for a protein of 418 amino acids. Gene Ontology annotation, biological process: peptidyl-cysteine oxidation. The transcript is spliced from 16 exons. Gene Ontology annotation, molecular function: protein disulfide isomerase activity.
CCUGCUAGUGGUCAACCAGUACUCUGUGGUUACACCUGCUGACUCCAUAUAUGAACUCAAUCCCUACUGUCAUCGCCAAGGCCUCCGCCCUCCACAACCCCAUCAUCUACCCGGGGGGGGGGGUGAACUGAGGAAGAAGGUGAAGGCCUGCAGGAAGUGGUUGUGAUGGAAGGUAUUGAUAAGACAGAAAGAAAACGUCAUGUCCUGUUUUGCUUAUUGACGUUAAAAUGUAUUUAUAUAUUUGAUCAGUCUCUGUAGACUCUAUUGUUGUCAAUGCACAGCUGCUGUCAAUAAAGCUUGAGUGGCCUGAAGCAGUUAAUCCAUCAGAUUAGCAGCGUGCUCGUCUGUCAGCAGUUAGCAGAUAAACUCGGUGCCGCUAAUCUCCGUUAAUCAGUCGACAUGUUGGACAGAAAGAGCUCGGUCCUGCUCUCAGUGCUGCUGUGUGCGUCACUGGUGUCGUCCUUCGUGGAGGAGCUGGACGACUCCUUCAUGGAAACCAGAGGAGACGACGACAUCUGGCUUAUCAAAUUCUACGCCCCCUGGUGUUCCUUCUGUAAACAGCUGGAUCCUGUUUGGCAUCAGAUUGGAUCAGAACUGAAGAGUCUUGGUUCUCCAGUCAAUGUCGGCAAAUCAGACGCCACCGCCAACACCGGUUUGGCAGAAGAGUUCAAGGUCAGAGGUUAUCCAGCCAUCAUCAUGUGGAAGAAAAACUUGAAAUAUGUUUAUUCAGGAAAAAGAACAAAAGAAGAAAUAAUGGAGUUUACACAUCGAGUGUCAGGGCCCUCAGUUCGAUCUCUGAACAGUCUGCAGCUUUUCCAACACGCAAUGAGCCGCCAUGAUGUCAUGUUUGUGUAUGUAGGAGCCACAUCACAACUGAAGGGAAACUUCUCGGCUGCUGCAGAACAUCUGAUCGUUCACACCAACUUCUUCUCUGCUGCCAGAGACGUUCUACCAAAGGUCAUCGCUCUGACGUCUCUGCCGGCCGUGGUUCUAUUUAAAGACGGAACCUACUUCACCUACAGCGAAGAACGUGACGGAGAACUGAGGCUGUGGAUCAACAGAGAGCGUUUCCCAAACUUCUCCAAGAUCGACAGCUACACUCUGUACGCCAUGGGAGAGACAGGUAAACUGGUGUCGCUGGUGCUGCUGGAGGAGAAGAACAUGUGUGAAAGGAGUGUGAGGUACAAAGUUCUCAUGGAGAAAGUGGCUGCAGAUUACAGAGACACCUACAGCAGAAACUUCUCCUUUGGUUUCAUGGAGGAAAACGCCUUCAUCAACGGACUGAUGAUGAAGGACGUGAUUGUACCGACGUUUGUCGUGGUUAACUUGUCCAACGAUGGUUACUUCCUGCCACAAGGCGCCGUGGAUACAGAGCAACACCUCCACGACUUCCUGAAGGGGAUUCUGGACGGCAGCAUCCCGUGUCAGGGAGGAAAUGAUGUCGUCCAACGUGUCAGACGCCUCGUCUACGACACAAAACUCCUGCUCAGUUCGCUGUUCGUCCAGGCUCCACUGCUUGGCUUCUUCCUACUCAGCUUCCCGCUCGUCAUCGCCAGCGUCUUCCUCUACCUGUGCUGUAAAGCCCGAGGCGGCGCCGGGGAAGACGAAGACGCAUCAGAACAAUGCAAAACAGUGACCAACAAGAAGUCCGACUGACGAGGACGAGCGGAAACGUCUUUGUCAAAUAAAAUCAAACCUGUUUCUUA